UUGGCCCCGGGGCCAUCGGGCCAGCGCGGGGGCGGGGGGGCUUUAAAGGCGCGGGUGGCACUUGGGGACAUCCCCGACAGCAUGGCCGCCACCCUGGCACUGCCCGCAGCGCUGCUGGCCGCGCUCCUGGCGCUGGUCUCUCCGUCGCUCACCCCCAUUCACCAGCCGGGUUUCUGCGCCUUUUACGGCGAGUGCGGCCGGAACCCGGAGGUGAACGUGUCCCUGCUGCCCUCCAAGGUUCCCUGCGUGUCCAACAGCCCGGCCCGGGUGGCCUCGGGGCGGCUUCUGUCGCUGCUGCGCUCGGUGUGUCCCGAGCUGGUCCGCGACAAUGGCACCACGCGCGUGUGCUGCAGCUACAGCCAGCUCAGCGCGCUCAGCCUCAGCGUGGGAGUGUCCGGCACGGUCCUGGCGCGGUGUCCGGCGUGCGCCCGCAACUUCGCCAACCUCUACUGCCGCAACAUCUGCAGCCCGGACCAGAGCGUGUUCACCAACAUCACCCGCGUGGCCGAGUACCCCGCGGUGCCCGGUUCCCUGGCCGUGCUGGAGUACCGGGUUUUCUACCGCCGCCGCUACGCCGAGGCCGCCUUCGCUUCGUGCCAGGGCGUGCGGCUGCCGGCCACCGGCGGCUUCGCCAUCGCCACCAUGUGCGGCCGCUACGGCGCGGAGCUGUGCACGGCGCAGCGCUGGUUGGACUUCCAGGGUGACAAGAGCAACGGGCUGGCGCCGCUGCAGAUCGAGUUCGUCCUGCUGCCCGAGGGCUCCGAGCCCGGCCAGGGCAUCGUUCCGCUGGACGCGCCCGCCUGGAGCUGCGACCAAGCUCCGGGCGCCGGGCAGGAGCCGUGUUCGUGCCAGGACUGCGCCCUGGCGUGUCCGCCCGUGGUGCUGCCCGAGGAGCCGCCGCCGUUCCGCGUGGGCCGGAUGGAUGGGGUGCUCUUCAUCUGCCUCCUGCUCUUCGCGCUGCUCGCCCUGGCCUUCCUGGCGGCCGCGCUGUGCCUCCGGGGCGCGGCAGAACCGGCGCCCAAGCGGCGGGCGGGGGGCGGCUGGCAGCGAGCCCUGGAGGGCGCGUUCCGCCGCUGGGGCACCGCCGUGGCCUCGCGGCCCGGGCUGGUGCUGGCCCUGGCCGUGGCGGUGGCCGGAGGGCUCUCGGCCGGGCUGGUGACCCUGCGGCUCACCACGGACCCCGUGGAGCUGUGGUCGGCGCCGGAGAGCCGCGCCCGGCAAGAGAAGGAGUUCCACGACCGCCACUUCGGGCCCUUCCUGCGCACCAACCAGGUGAUCGUGACGGCGCCGGGGCGCCCCGGCCUCACCUACGACUCGGUGCUGUUCGGAUCCAAGAAUUUCAGCGGGGUCCUGGCCGAGGAGGUGCUGCGGGCGCUGCUGGAGCUGCAGGAGACGCUGGCGGCCACCACGGCGUGGGCAGCGGGCUCGGGCAGGAACGUGAGCCUGCGGGAUGUGUGCUACGCGCCGCUGAACCCCGGAGCGCCCCGCGUGGGGGACUGCGCCGUGUCCAGCGUCACGCAGUACUUCCAGAACAACCGCAGCCGCCUGGAGCUCACCGCCCGCGAGGAGAACGGCAAGGAGCAGGGCACGGUGGACUGGCACGAUCACCUCAUCUACUGCGCCAACUCCCCGCUCUCGUUCAAGGACAUCACGGCGCUGGAGCUGAGCUGCAUGGCCGAGUACGGCGGGCCCGUGUUCCCCUACAUCGCCCUGGGCGGCUACCGCGAGUCGGAGUACACGGAGGCCGAGGCUCUGAUUGUCACCUACUCGCUGAACAACUUCCCGCGGGGGGACCCGCGCCUCGAGUGGGCGCUGAGCUGGGAGCGCCGCUUCCUGCAGGUGGUGCGCGACUUCCAGCGCCAGCACCGCCACAACCUCUCGGUCACCUUCAUGGCCGAGCGCUCUCUGGAGGACGAGAUCAACCGCACGAGCGGGGAGGACAUCCCGGUGUUCGCCACCAGUUACCUGCUGGUCUUCGUCUACAUCGCGCUGGCCCUGGGCGAGUACACGGCCUGGCGGAGGGUCCUGGUGGAGUCGAAGGUGACGCUGGCGCUCGGUGGCAUCGCCGUGGUGCUGGGGGCCGUGCUGGCCUCCAUGGGGCUGCUGUCGCUGCUGGGGCUGCCCUCGUCCCUCAUCAUCCUCGAGGUCGUGCCCUUCCUCGUGCUGGCCGUGGGCGCCGACAACAUCUUCAUCUUCGUGCAGGAGCUGCAGCAGUCGCAGCGGGAGCCGGGCGAGACGCGGGAGCAGCAGCUGGGGCGGGUGCUGGCACAGGUGGCCCCCAGCAUGCUGCUCUGCAGCCUCUCCGAGAGCGUCUGCUUCCUCCUCGGUGCCCUCUCGUCCAUGCCCGCCGUUCGCACCUUCGCCCUGACGGCCGCGCUCGCCAUCGCCUUCGAUUUCCUGCUGCAGAUGUCGGGGUUCGUGGCGCUGGUGGCGCUGGACAGGCGGCGACAGGAGGCCGGGCGCUUUGACCUCUGCUGCUGCUGCGGGACGGGCAAGGGGGGCCCGCCCGGGGAGGGGGCGCGGCUGCUGCGCCCCCUCCUCCAGCGCUACUACAGCCCCACCCUGCUGCACCCCAUCGUGCGGCCCGCCGUGGUGCUGCUGUUCCUGUUCCUGGCCUGCGCCGGGCUCUUCCUGCUCUUCCAGGUGUCCGUGGGGCUGGACCAGGAGCUGGCCCUGCCCGAGGACUCGUACCUGCUCCCGUACUUCUCGGACCUCAACCAGUACCUGUCCGUGGGUGUCCCCACCUACUUUGUCACCACCGGUGGCUUCGACUUCUCCUCCCCCAACGGCACCAACGCCAUCUGCUCCAGCGCCGGCUGCGACGACGACUCGCUCACCCAGACCAUCCAGAUGGCCACGCGCUUCCCCAACGUGUCCUACCUGGCCAUCCCGGCCACCUCGUGGGUGGACGAUUUCCUGGACUGGCUGAACCCCAUGGGGCCGUGCUGCCGCGUCUACGAGUGUCAGGAGCUCCAGGGCGAGUUCUGCCCGGCCACCGGCAGUGACCCGAACUGCUCGUGUGAGAAGUGCCUGGGCCAGGUGCGGCGCCCCACGGCCCAGGAGUUCCAGAACUUUCUGCCCUGGUUCCUGCAGGACCGGCCCACCCUGCAGUGUGCCAAGGGUGGCCUGGGGGCCUAUGACACCGCCGUGAGCAUGGACGCCAACGGCACCAUCCUGGCGUCCCGGUUCAUGGCGUACCAGCGGCCGCUGCGAACAUCCCAGGAUUUCACCGCCGCGCUGCGCUCCGCCCGCGUGGCCGAGCGCAUCACCCGCACCCUGCGCAGGGUCCCCGGCACCGACCCCGCCUUCCGCGUCUUCCCCUACACGGUGACAUACGUGUACUACGAGCAGUACCUGACGGUGGUGUACGAGGGGUUGGUGACGCUGGCACUGUGCCUGGUGCCCACCUUCGCCGUGUUUCUGCUGCUGGGGCUGGACCUGCGCUCCAGCCUGGCCACGCUGCUGACCAGCAUGGUGCUGCUGGACACCGUGGGCUUCAUGGCGCUCUGGGGCGUGCCCUACAACGCCGUGGCACUCAUCAACCUGGUGGCGGCCGUGGGCAUCUCGGUGGAGUUCGUGUCCCACAUCACCUGCGCCUUCGCCCGCAGCCGCCAGCCCACGCGGGUGGCACGAGCCGCUGAGGCCACUGUCACCAUGGGCAGCAAGGUGGUGGCGGGGGUGGCCAUGACCAACCUGCCGGGCGUGGUGGUGCUGGCGUUCGCCAAGGCGCGGCUCAUCCAGAUCUUCUUCUUCCGCCUCAACCUCAUCAUCACCCUGGUGGGGCUGGCGCACGGCCUCGUCUUCCUGCCCGUGCUGCUCAGCUACAUCGGGCCCAGGCUGCGGGUGCCACUGCACGAGGACACGCCGGGGGACGCGGCGCAGAAAGGGCUGGGCCUUGGCAACCCCUGCUUCAAGGACAGCGACAUGGAGAUGGGCAAGGGUGACAAGGGCAAGGACAAGGACAUGGAGAUGGGAAAGGGUGACAAGGACAAGGACAUGGAGAUGGGAAAGGGUGGCAAGGACAAGGACAAGGACAUGGAGAUGGGAAAGGGUGACAAGGACAAGGACAUGGAGAUGGGAAAGGGUGGCAAGGACAAGGACAUGGGCAAGGACAUUGGCAAGGGUGGCAAGGGCAAGGACAUGGGCAAGGACAAGGGCAAGGGUGGCAAGGACAAGGACAAGAAGAAGGACAAGAAGAACAAGAACAGGGGCAAAAACAAGGACAAAGACAAGGACACAGACAUGGACAUGGACACGGACACGGACACAGGCAGGGACAUGGACACGGACAUGGACAUGGACACGGACACAGGCAGGGACACGGACACGGGCACAGACAUGGACAUGGGCACAAACAUGGACAUGGGCACAAACACGGACACAAACACGGACAUGGACACAAACACGGACACGGGCAUGGACACGGGCAUGGUGUCCGAAGAGUACUGA
Messenger RNA from Poecile atricapillus (Black-capped chickadee), 4449 nucleotides. It is a transcript of the gene NPC1L1, whose product is annotated as NPC1 like intracellular cholesterol transporter 1. The record is from RefSeq and is a predicted model, not a curated record. Gene Ontology annotation, cellular component: membrane. Lineage: Eukaryota; Metazoa; Chordata; Aves; Passeriformes; Paridae.